Messenger RNA from Selaginella moellendorffii, 991 nucleotides. Its product is annotated as sec14 cytosolic factor. Lineage: Eukaryota; Viridiplantae; Streptophyta; Lycopodiopsida; Selaginellales; Selaginellaceae. The transcript has 4 exons. The record is from RefSeq and is a predicted model, not a curated record. Bases 101 to 922 code for a protein of 273 amino acids.
UCUGGCAGACGAUUUCCAGGUUAGCGUGGGAGCUGUCGUUCGUCAAAAGCUGGCACACGCAGAGAGAGAGGGAUCGAGGAGCUAGGGUUUUGGAUGGGCAAUGGAAGAGGAGGCAGUGACCGAGGAGGAGGCGCUCGCUCUCAAGCGAUUCAAGGGCGUGAUCCUGGCGCGGGGCUAUCACUACCCGCAGCGCGGCGACGAUCACACGCUCCUGCGCUUCCUCCGCGCCAGGGCGCUCGACAUCAGCAAGGCCGCCCAGAUCUACGGGGACUACGUCAAGUGGCGCCGCGAUAAUCACAUCGAUUCCUUGCUCCAAACAUUCACAUUCCCGGAGCUGGAUGCUGUCUUGGCAGCUUGGCCGCAAAACUGGCACAAGACUGAUAGAUUUGGCCGACCGAUCAACAUCCAGCUUCUCUCGAGAUUGAGAAUCCAGGAGGUGUUCCACGCUACCACCGAGGAGAGACUUUUGAAGAGAGCUCUUUGGGUGUGGGAAGAGCUCCACGAAGUGAAGCUACCGGCGUGUUCUAAAGCCGCUGGCCACCAAGUUGGCCGCGCUACAAUCAUCGUGGAUCUCAAAGAUAUCCCUUUGGGAACCAUCACCAAUGCUCAUGGACGCCGGGUGCUGAUCAAGAUGGCUCAAAUCUUCUCGCGCUACUAUCCCGAGUACCUCGGCCGACUCAUCAUCGUCAAUGCUCCGGCCGCUUUCAAGGUGCUGUGGGAGAUCCUCUUGCCUUUCAUCGAUGUUCCAACGCAAAAGAGAAUUGGGAUCCACAGGGGGAACGGGCUGGCCGAUUUGCUCAGCGUGGUCGCGCCAGAGAACCUCCCUUGCUUUCUCGGUGGCUCUUGCAAGUGUCCCCAAGGCUGCGAGAACUCUUUAACCGGACCAUGGAGCGACAAAGUUGACGCUCAACAGCGAAUGUAAACAACGAGAUGAAAAGAUUUUUUUUGAGAAAUCCGAGUUGCAAAGAAACUCACAGCAGGGCUUUUGCAA